This is a messenger RNA of Paramisgurnus dabryanus, 2711 nucleotides long. It is a transcript of the gene def6a, whose product is annotated as DEF6 guanine nucleotide exchange factor a. Gene Ontology annotation, cellular component: nucleus; cytoplasm. NCBI's taxonomy places the organism in Eukaryota, Metazoa, Chordata, Actinopteri, Cypriniformes, Cobitidae. The record is from RefSeq and is a predicted model, not a curated record.
GUGGGUGACAGUGAACGACAGAGCGAGGAAAAAGAGAACACUGAAAAAAGGAAAAACGAAGAGUAAAUUGCUGCAGUCAUGGACUUGCGCUCAGAACUGCUGAAGUCCAUUUGGUACGCUUUUACUGCUCUGGACGUGGAGAAGAGCGGGAAGGUGUCCAAGUCUCAACUUAAGGUGUUGUCUCAUAAUCUUUAUACAGUUUUGAGUAUCCCACAUGACCCAGCAGCUCUAGAGGAACACUUCAGAGAUGACGAUGAUGGUCCAGUCUCCAGUCAGGGAUACAUGCCCUACCUCAACAAAUAUAUCCUGGAUAAGGUGGUGGAAGGCACGUUUGUUAAAGAGAACGUCGAUGAGUUGUGUUGGACACUUACAGCCAAAAAGAACUAUAGGCCAGAAGGAAAGAACGUCCUGCCUGGGACGGAUGCAUUUCGUAUGUGGUGUCUCUUCAUAUUUCUCUCGGAGGACAGAUACCCUCUAGUCAUUGUCCCAGAUGAGGUUGAGUAUUUGCUGAAGAAAUUAUGCAUGGCUAUGAGUGUCGAGCUGAACUGCGUCGAACUCGAGGACUUUAUUUCCCAAGAUUCUGUUCAGCAGAAUGGCUUCACCGUCUGGGCCUUUCUGCAGAUGAUGAAUUCUGGGAAACUUACGAGAGGCAUUGCCAAAGAAACCAUCAGCAUGGCAAUAGAGGAGGUAUACAGGGAAAUAGUAGGCGAUGUGCUGAAAGAGGGAUAUCUGUGGAAGAAGGGUCAGUUGAGGAGAAACUGGACCGAGCGGUGGUUCACAUUGAGACCCAGCAUUUUAGUUUACUUCACCAGCGAAGACCGCAAGGACCGCAAAGGCAACAUCCAAUUAGACGGAAACUGUUGCGUAGAGGUUCUUCCUGAUAGAGAUGGGAAGAGGUGCAUGUUUUGUAUAAAGACCCUCACCAAGACUUAUGAACUCAGCGCUUCGGACACCAAACAGAGACAGGAGUGGACGACAGCCAUCCAGACAGCGAUCCGGCUACACGCGGAGGGUAAAAACUCUCUUCAUAAAGAUCUGAAGCUGAAAAGGCGCGAGCAGAGAGAACAGAGAGAGAAGAGACGAGAAGCAAAGGAGCAGGAGCUCCAGCGUCUGCGAGCUCUCCAAGAGGAGCGGGAGCGCAAGAUGGCCGAGCUUGAACUCCUGAAGGAGGCGCAGAGGCAGGCGCAGGCGGUUCUGGAACAAGACGAGGAACGUAGACGUCAACAACACGACCAGCUUCAGCGGGCCCUGGAGAUCCAACUCAAAGAGGCAGAAGAGGCCCGGGCGAGCAUGCAAGCAGAGAUGGCGCUGAAAGAAGCAGAAGCCGAGAGGCAGAGGACACGAAUUAAAGAACUAGAGGCCAUGCAACAGCGAUUGGAGGAAGCUUUACAACAGGAAAUCAAAGCCAGACAGGACGAAGAGGCCUUCCGCUACGCGCAGGCUCGGCUGCUUGCCGAGGAAGAGGAUAAGAUGAAGGCCCUUAUGACCCUCCGUGAGGAGCAGGAGGAGUACAUCCAGCGGGCUCAACGGGAAAAACAGGAACUUAAACAGGAGAUGGAGACUAAGUCUCGAUCUCUAGAUGAGGCACAGAGACAGCUGGAGGAGGUUAGAGCCAAUCGACAUCGAGUGGAUCAGGAUGUUGUGGCCGCCCAAAGAAAGCUUCGUCAGGCUAGCACCAAUGUUAAACACUGGAACGUCCAAAUGAACAGAUUAAUGCAUCCCAUCGGACCAGGAGAGAAAAGGCAGUCUGGAGUGGGAUCUUUUUCCAGCAGCUUUCGUAUCCCUUCACAGAAGGACCCCGGACUGCGUUUGAAACAGAAAAGCGAGGACCAGAAUGAAGAAAGCAAAGAAAACGUGGAAAACAUAUCAGGAUGCGAAGCCGACAAGCGACUAUCGCAAAAUUCCAACGGAAACAUGGAAAUUCCUUGACAACCUCAUGCACGCAUACAUAAAUCUCACAAUGUACAAAGGACUGAAUUUCAAAUUUGAGUUUUGAGAAAGUUGUGCUUUUGGAAGGUGCCAAAAUGCUUACACAUUUGCUGUUUGUUAAUAUGUUGGUACUCGUAGUUUUGUACACUUCAUCUUUUUUUAAUAUUAUUAUACUGUAGUUGGUAAAUAAUUGUCUGGUUUACACCUGAGUUGCCGUUAUGUAGAUUAAAAUGUACACUGAAUAAAUAUAAGACAUUUUUCAAGAUGUUUCCUUUUGGUGAAAAUGGACUUUAUGCUGUGUCCUCUGUAUGCAUUUGAAUGUGGUGCAUAGAGAUUUGCAGGAGUUAAUGCACGUAGAGAGGAUUUCUUGCGAGAGAGGAACAUGUAAGAGAGCUAAAGCAUCUGUGGUUUUGAGAACUUCCUGCUUCUACAGUCAGAUAACAAACCCAUGAAGACAGCUACGUGGCACAUGUACCUUACAGUUAAAUUAAAUACUGUUUUUGCUAUUGAUAAACACGGUUCUUAUUCAGAAGUCAGUUUUAGAAAAUUUGAGGGAUGAAAAACAAAUACACUACUGUUCAAAGGUUUAGGGUCACAUACUUAUAUUUUUAAUUUCAUCCACAUUUUAGAAUAAUAAUACAAUUAUUUAAAAAAUGCAAAAUGUACAAAAAUAUUGGAUUACACAAAUUAAUUUGUGACAAAAAAAAUUAAAGGUAUGCCUGACAUCACCAUAAUUGUUCUCUUGGCAUUUUAUCAAACAGGUUCUUGAGGUCUCACCAGGU